Molecule: messenger RNA, 1137 nt
Organism: Aspergillus brunneoviolaceus CBS 621.78
Lineage: Eukaryota; Fungi; Ascomycota; Eurotiomycetes; Eurotiales; Aspergillaceae
Exons: 2
Coding region: 1-1137 (378 amino acids)
Source: RefSeq, a predicted model, not a curated record
AUGUUUCUAGCAAGUCGACGGGAUUCUACCUUUUGCGAGUGCUAUAUCUGUUUCGAAAGCAUUGGCGAACUAUUUCCCACCGAGAUUUUCGAAGCGCAGCGUGAACCUCGCCGUGAUCUUGGUGAUCAAAUUGUGGAUUCCCAUGUGGCUCGCAUCCUCGAUCUAAGCAAGAUCCCUAACUUCAUGUGUGGAUGCGAUGCGCUCUCUAUCUAUGGGGCACCGUUGCAGGAGGCUACGGAACGUGACUGGGUGUUCCCCGAUGAGCAUAUCACCGAGGCAAUAAAAGUCUUUACGCAGGCUGGGUUUUUGCAAUGUCCACAUCGGAGCGAAUACGAAAGACUCGGCAAACGCGGGUUGUUGCACAAUUUCGACGAUCCCGAACCCGACCCUUUGGGAGAGCUCGAUCCAUGCCCCUACAGUGUCGAUUUCCAUAUACCGGACUAUCACUUCCACUUGAGCUUUGACUCGGCUAACCGAAACCCUCGAGCGAUAGGUUACACACCGACACGUGCUAUUCAUCUCUACCGCAUGCCGCGGCUUUUCCCGACAUUUCCCAUCCCACCCAUUGGCGCUCCCCCUCGCGAUGAUCCAUACUAUCGGCUCACGUCGGACGACCGCAUUCGGUUGUUUUCCCACUGCGAUAGCAAGUGGACCCGGGGGCGUCAGUCUGAUCACGCGGCCUUUCAUCCCGUGAAGAUUCCUCAAUUGGCCCGCUGGGUGGAGGUCCACCAGCUGCGGAUUCUCCGCAACUUGCCCGCCGCGAACACUGAUGGUGAAGUCAUGGGCGUGCGCUGGGAAAGCGCUCCCAGGCCGCAUAAAUACAUGAUUUUGCUGGUGCGGUACCAGAUGAAUGUGGAUAUCACGGAGCUGUCGGAGCCUUGGCGCACGUUGACGGCCCUGUGGCAGGAGGUUUCGCCGGAGUAUGACAACCAGAAGCCUUAUCCGAAUCGCCGUACCCGGAGGAAGCAGAUGGAUAGCGACUACCACAAGUAUCUGUACGAGCUAUGCAUCAACAUGAAGAGACGCGGUGAGCUUCCACCCCCGGAGGGAGAACGUAUUCACCCAGCAGGUCUUAAGGAGUUUGUGUCGUGGUUAAAGAUGCUCGACAUCGAGUACAACUCCGCGGACCUGGAAUAA